Argiope bruennichi is the source of this 986-nucleotide messenger RNA. Its product is annotated as isatin hydrolase-like. The record is from RefSeq and is a predicted model, not a curated record. The transcript has 2 exons. Gene Ontology annotation, molecular function: arylformamidase activity. The coding region runs from base 182 to 970 and encodes 262 amino acids. Lineage: Eukaryota; Metazoa; Arthropoda; Arachnida; Araneae; Araneidae.
CUUUCUUUAAAAAUGAUCUCUCAUUAUAUGUUUGACUAUUAGAGGAUCUGAAUAGAUUAUUUAAAGGCUUUUGAAAAUUUGCAUAAAAUAUUUGAUCACAUUAUGCCUUAUUUUUAACAGAACAAUAUUUAUGUGACAGAGUUGCGUUAAGAUUACUUUUAGGAUUUAUUUAAAAAAAAUAAUGUUACUUUUUAUUCUGUGCGGUAUGGUGUGCGCUUUGCAUGCUGCUCCCCUAUCCCAGCGAAUGGUCGACUUGACAUACACUUUUGACGAAACGACACUGUUUUCCCCAGUGGCGAAGGGAUUUGAGCUUACCGUUCUAAGAAAUGGAACAGCUGAGGAUGGUAUUUGGAUUCAAUAUGAAGAAUAUUCAUCUUAUAUCCAUGUUGGUACACAUAUUGACGCCCCGGCACACUUCUCCAAAGAUGGGCUCACGGUCGACCAGAUCCCAGUUGAUCAUUUCAUUGCCUCUGCAGCUGUCAUUGACAUCACUGAGAAAGCUGAAAUUGAUCCAGAUGCAGAAGCCACAGUGGACGACCUCCUACACUGGGAAUCCAUAACUGGACAGUCCCUCAACAAGACUAUAGUUCUACUGAAAUCAGGAUGGGGGAAAAAAUGGAACAACAGAGCAGAUUUCUUCGGCACACCUGAAAACGAUGCUUCGAAAUUCCACUUUCCAGGUCUAGCUCCAGAAGCAGCAGUUUGGUUGGUUGAAAACAGGAAUAUCUAUGCCAUUGGAGUUGAAACUCUGUCUUUCGAUAAAGGAUCUUCGAAAAACUUUAUGUCACACCAAACCUUACUGGGGCAUGGAAUAUAUGCUAUAGAGAAUAUGGCUAAUGUGGAUAAAAUUCCAAUCUAUGGAACUAAGCUUUACGUCAUGCCAAUGAAGAUAGGAGAUGCUAGUGGUUCUCCAACUCGGAUUGUUGCAGUAUAUCCAGAAAUUAUUUUUGAUGAUGAGUCAUCGAAAUAAAUAUUUAUUUUUAUUA